CGGAUGCGGAGCUUGUAGAACCGACACCACCAUCACUGGUCCUGGGUGGAGAUCGUUAUGCUGAGUGUGCGUGAGGAAACAGCUGUAGCCUGAAGAAGCCGCCUCACAGGCCACAGCUACACUGUUACCUACGUACUUAGAUGUGAUGUAGGAGCUGACAGACACUGACUGCACACACGGUGAGAGAGAGAGAAAAGGGGAGAGAGAGAGAGAGAGAGAGGGAGAGCGCUGACGGACUGUGCGUAAUCCUGUGACUGGACAGCAGUGCUUCUCUCACUGUCUUCCAGCACAGACGGGCCACUGACAGCAGAAACGCACUUCCUCUGCAGUGCAGCUCGUCACCACAGAGUCCGAUGCGUUCCGCCGGACCCAACCAGGUCAGUUUCAUGCCGUCCAUGCCGACAGGAGCCUGAGCUGAAGGAUGCAGGUUAAAAACCAGAUCUGCACAGAGCGGAGCAGCAGCACCGACGACCCGGAGCAGGAGGACAACCAGAAAAAGACCUCAUGUUUCUCCAACAUCAAGAUCUUCCUGGUGUCGGAAUGUGCGCUCAUGCUGGCACAGGGAACAGUGGGCGCUUAUUUGGUAAGUGUCCUCACCACUCUGGAAAGACGCUUCAACCUACAGAGUGCCGAUGUGGGCGUCAUUGCUAGCAGCUUUGAAAUAGGCAACCUGGCCCUCAUCCUGUUUGUUAGCUACUUUGGCGCCAAGGCCCACAGGCCCCGUCUGAUUGGCUGCGGUGGGAUCGUCAUGGCACUGGGGGCAUUGCUUUCAGCACUGCCGGAGUUUCUCACCCACCAGUAUGAGUACGAGGCCGGCGACUCUUGGCACGCUGAGGACGGCAGGGACAUCUGCUCUAACAUCUCCAGGUCAGAAAACCGAGACUCUGGGUUUAAAUGUGGCAACAGAGCCAACACCAACAUGAUGUACCUCCUGCUGAUCGGAGCCCAGGUGCUGCUGGGUAUCGGAGCCACACCUGUCCAGCCACUGGGAGUUUCCUAUAUCGAUGACCACGUCCACAGGAAGGACUCCUCAUUGUACAUAGGUAUUUUAUUUUCAACAUUAGUGUUUGGCCCGGCUUGUGGCUUCAUCUUAGGUUCCGUCUGUACCAAAGUCUAUGUUGAUGCUGUCUUCAUUGACACAAGUAAGCUGGACAUCACCCCAGAUGACCCUCGCUGGAUCGGGGCAUGGUGGGGCGGCUUCCUCCUCUGUGGUGCCUUACUCUUCGUGUCAGCUCUCUUCAUGUUCGGCUUUCCCCAGGCACUGGACGAGCAGAGCAUGGAUGGUGUCGGGGAGAGUGAGCAGGCCAUGCUGCCUCCUUCUCUGUCCAUGGACUACCAGGGCUCUAAAUCUAAAGGGACCUUUCAUGGCUUUGAUAUGAACAGUGGACUCUCGGUCUGUGAGCACCUGAGAGUCAUCCCCCGGGUUACCAGGCACUUACUGUCGAAUCCGGUGUUCACUUGCAUCACACUGGCAGCGUGCAUGGAGAUCGCCGUGGUCGCUGGCUUUGCCGCCUUCCUCGGCAAAUACCUGGAGCAGCAGUUCAACCUCACCACCUCGUCAGCCAAUCAGCUGCUAGGUAUGACAGCUAUCCCCUGUGCCUGUCUGGGUAUCUUCCUCGGGGGGCUGCUAGUGAAGAAGCUGAACCUGUCGGCUCUGGGCGCUGUUCGUAUGGCCAUGCUGGUCAACCUGGUGUCAACUGCCUGCUAUGUCUCUUUCCUCUUCUUGGGGUGCAACACUGGACCUGUGGCGGGGGUGACCGUCACCUAUGGCAACGAGACAUUGCAGUCAUGGCAGCGACCGGAGUCAGCAUGCAUCAGUAAUUGUAACUGCUACACAGCAUCAGUGAGUCCUGUCUGUGGGUCCAAUGGCGUCACCUACCUUUCAGCCUGCUUUGCUGGCUGCACCAAACCAAACCUGACCAGCUGUACGUGUAUAUCCAGCAACAACGAGGAGGCGGUGGCUUUACCGGGGAAGUGUCCCAGUCCAGGCUGUCAGCAGGCCUUCCUCACCUUCCUGUGUGUGAUCUGUGUGUGCAGCAUGAUCGGCGCUAUGGCACAGACACCAUCUGUCAUCAUCCUCAUCAGAACUGUAAGUCCAGAGCUUAAAUCAUAUGCUCUUGGAGUGCUGUUCCUGCUCCUGAGACUUAUAGGUUUCAUCCCUCCCCCUCUGAUCUUCGGCAUGGGCAUUGACUCCACCUGUCUGUUCUGGAGCUCUGUGUGCGGCGAGAAGGGAGCGUGCAUGCUGUACGAUAACGUGGCCUACAGGCACCUGUACGUCAGCAUCGCCAUCGUCCUCAAGUCGUCGGCCUUCAUCCUGUACACCACCACGUGGCAGUGUUUGAGAAAGAACUACAAGAAAUACAUCAAGAACAGUGAGGGCUACCUCACUCCCACCGAACUCUUUGCCUCUAACGUGACUCUGGACAAUUUAGGCAAGGAAAUCACGCAGAACCCUGCCAACAGGACAAAGUUCAUAUACAACCUGGAGGACCAAGAGCUGAGUAACAACAUGGAGUCAGUUUUAUAGUGGCGCUCUCUCCAGGGACUGCAGACUAGAACUAUUAAUGCUACUGACCUAAUACGUUUCUCUGUUGUACUGGUUUAGAAGAAAGUCCUGGGUAAGGGUUUUAUUCUCCUUUCAGACUUAACUAUAAUUUCCCAUUCACAUUGCACUCAAUUUUAUCCUCUAUAAUUUUUACUUAAAUAUAAUUUAUCCAGUCUUUUUGGAUGUGCUGCUUUUUUUUCCUCCCUUGUUGACAAGAAAGAGAAAAGAGAGGAGAAAUUAGACUCAAAACACCAACAGAGAUUUUAAACGGGGGAUGUUGAUUUGCAUCCAGGACAAUUCUUCUACCAGGACAUCCGGAGUGCUUUUCUUUACAGAAAGAUUUAGUCACAUUAGGUUGAGAUGUAGCGCAGAAUCAGGGCUGUGUGAGCGGCAGUAAACGGCCUGUUCAUCAGUGGAUCAGUGGACAGUUUUGUUUUCCUUUAGAGGGGAAUAUUUUCUCAGGUCUUCAUGUUAAAUAGAAAGAAUGAGAGUUGAUGUAAUGUGUCCAUCGUCAGAUGCAUUUUUAACUUGUUUUCAGAGCACUUUUCAGAUGCGAAGAACACACAGUUGUCGCGCAACUGGAAUCUUUCCAUUCAGGGAGUGUCAUCUAGGUAACCAGGCAGCCUCGCCACACAUUUACACACUGGUGCCAAUAACUCACUUACUCUCACUCUAUUUUUAUUAUACUUAACCUAAUUAGGGAUAUAUAUCUAUAUAUAU
Solea senegalensis (Senegalese sole) is the source of this 3265-nucleotide messenger RNA. Its product is annotated as solute carrier organic anion transporter family member 3A1-like. Bases 422 to 2527 code for a protein of 701 amino acids. Gene Ontology annotation, biological process: transmembrane transport; sodium-independent organic anion transport; prostaglandin transport. NCBI's taxonomy places the organism in Eukaryota, Metazoa, Chordata, Actinopteri, Pleuronectiformes, Soleidae. Gene Ontology annotation, molecular function: protein binding. Gene Ontology annotation, cellular component: membrane. The record is from RefSeq and is a predicted model, not a curated record. The transcript has 10 exons.